UCGCAUUUAUUGUAUUCGGUGCUCGGCUGUUCGCUGGCACACGCAAACUGUGUCAAUACAAAAGUACACCACCAACUGCAGUUGACUACUGACAGUUGCUGCACGAGCACCACACACAGGACAAACAGGAAAAAGGACUCUGCCUGCCUGCAGGACUAAACAAGGACUCACUGGAGAGAGUGUGUGUGCCAUAAAAGUUGCCGCCACACUUGCAGAGAUGUUUCCACAGGCCGAGCUGGAGAACUACAAGCUGCAGGUGGAGCUGCUGCAGGAGAAAUUGCAACGCAGCGAGGACAAUCGCCAGCAGCUGGAGCACAAGCUGGAUAAAGUCUUACAAAAGCGCAGCGAGUUUGAUAAGUGCGUGCGGCAAAAGAGCAGACAGAAGUACCAAGAAUUUCUGGAGGAGCAGGCGAAACGCAAUGAGCGCAACAAAAAGCUAGUUCAGAUGCUGGAGCGCAUUGAUGAGCAGACGGCAGCGAUGUCGCAGCGCAGCGAGCGACUCAAAAUGAUGAAGUUGCAAUACCAAAUGUACUUUGCUAAAUUGGUGCAGCAUCAAACGCUGCGCAGCAUUCAACAGACAACAGCAGCAACAACAGCAAUGCCAGUUAUGUUGCAACCACAAGCAGCAGCAAUAUCGAAUCCAACAGCAACAACUGCUGCUGGAGUUGCGACUUCAGCUGGUCAAUUGCUAAAUCCAAAUCCAACGCAGCAGCAAUGGGCGUAUCCAGCACAGGCUGGCAUGUUAUUAGCGCCACAGUUUACGCCUCAGCCAAUGUAUAUGCCGAUGCCAGUGCCAGAUCUUUAUGGAGGCAUGAGUUUGGGCGGUGGCCAGGCAUUGGGCACAUCCAAUCUGUUCGAUCUGCGCGCCACGUUGCGUGCCCUGGACAAUGAGAAUGCCGAUUUGCCGGAGCGCAUGACACGCUCAGCAGCAGCAGCAGCAGGUGAAUAUCAAGGAGACAGAGGAGCAACACCAGCAACAUCCACAACGACGACGCCUUGUUCGCCGACAAGAGACAAAAGCGUCGCCAGAGAGCUGAGCAGCACAUCGUCAACAUCGCUGGCAACAUCCUCGUUGACAUUUGAUAAAUUGCCAAAGACGGCAACGCUGACUGAGUUGACUGAGACGCCAGCAGCAGCAGCAGCAUCAUCGGUAGUUGCAGAUGUUGCCGAUGACGUUGGGCGACCACAAAUGGCAGGGCUACGCAGGGGCAGCCAACAACAACAGCAGCAGCAGCAACAGCAGCAAAUGGAGCAACAUCAGGAUGCUUGGCCAAAUUCACGCGUGACUAAAGUCGAGCAUGAAAAAUCGCCAAGUGUCGCUGGCCAUAAUGAGCCGGGCCAACAACAACAGCAGCAACACAAUUUCGAAGCAUACUUUGGUGAGCUGAAAAUCGAUGAGCCCUGGCAGCAGCUACCAUCCACAACAACAACAGCAGCAACAACGAGACCGAGAGAAGACAAACUGGAGCUGAACGUGCGUGCAACUGGCAACGGAGGUGGCAAUGGGAACGGUGUUGGUGUUGGCUUGGUUGGUGGCAUCAGCAACGAUUUGCUAGACGAAGUCAAAGCCAGCCGUGCAGCUCUGCAGAAGGCAGCGGCUGCGGUUGAUGAGCAGCUCGCAAGAGGUAAUCAAUUGUCGCCAACGGCAACGAGUAACAUCAGCAACAUCAGCAACAUCGGCAAUGAGGCAGCCGCUAAGCCCAGAGUGUCGAUUGAGAAUAUUGAAAAUGCCAUUUACGGGGAACGUUUGACAGGCUCAGCCACAGCCACAACAGCAGCAGCAGUCGUGGCAACACCAACGCUGGGAUUAUUCGAGAAUGCAGAGCAAGAGUUGGAUGUGGACAACGCAACACACGAUGCGGCUCAGAUCGAUUACGGACAGUAUGAUGCCAUUAGUUAUGGAGAGACAGGUGAGCCCAGCUACGCCAGCAUCGAACAGCAGCAGCAGCAACAGUUGCCGUCGAGCGGAGCCGGAGAGCCGCUUUACAGUGAAAUCGGAAAUCCCACAGACUAUCAGCCAUAUGCAGCGGAUGCAGCGAACGGAGCAGCAACAACUCAGGAGUUGAGCCCAGCAGAUGGAGCUGAAGGAGCAGCAGCAACUGCGGGAGGGGAAGCGGAGACGCAGCAGCAACAGGAGUACUCCAAUAUGGAUUACAGCAACUACGAUGCGGCGCAGUAUGCAGCUGGCUAUGAUCCCAAUGCCUAUCCGGGCUACAUAUACGACGAGACAACCGGUCAGUAUAUAGCCGAUCCCAAUGCUGCGCAGUAUGCCCCAGAUGGCAGCUAUGCCACACAGGACUAUGAUGCCGGCACAGCCAACUAUGAUUACUAUGGCGAGCAGCCACAACAGGAGCAACAGGAACAACAGCAGCAGGAACAGCAACAACAACAACAGCAGCAGGAAGUCGCGUAUCCAAUGUCCGAGAAUAACAGCGAGGCAGGCGAGUUGCUGUUGCCACAGGAAGUGGAGCAGGCAGCAGCAACCACCGCCACAGCAGCAUCGUUGACCCCUGCUGAUGGCGUUGAUGCAAAAAGCGAAGCCACUCCCGCACCUUCAGCAUCGAAACCUGUCAAACCCACAUCGAUUCUUGCGACGACAGACAAACAAGCGGCGCCUAAUGAUGCGCAUCAGCAGCAGUCACAGCAGCAACCACAGCAACAGCAGCAGCCAAAGAAGAAGAAGCGCGUUAAUUUCGUUGACAGCAGCGAAACGGAUGACAGCUCAAGCGCGAAACCAGUCCAGCAGGAGACAACGACAACGACAAACUCCAACAGCAACAACAGCAACCAUCCACAAGCUGCAACAACUUCUCAUCCUCCGGGUGGCAGCGAGAGUGACUUCGAUUUUUCAACGGGCAGCGAGGCGAAGAAUUAG
This is a messenger RNA of Drosophila albomicans, 2875 nucleotides long. RefSeq names its product probable serine/threonine-protein kinase yakA. The coding region runs from base 218 to 2875 and encodes 885 amino acids. The record is from RefSeq and is a predicted model, not a curated record. Lineage: Eukaryota; Metazoa; Arthropoda; Insecta; Diptera; Drosophilidae. The transcript is spliced from 5 exons.